Molecule: messenger RNA, 1341 nt
Organism: Peniophora sp. CBMAI 1063
Lineage: Eukaryota; Fungi; Basidiomycota; Agaricomycetes; Russulales; Peniophoraceae
Source: the annotation of a GenBank genome assembly
AUGGCCACAGAACGCGUCCAAGGUCAAUACUUCUCCCGCAAGGUCAAUAUGGCCAUCAAGCGUCACGAUUCGGAGACUCUCACCCGGGAGGAUGUGCAAUACGACCUGCUGAAUGCUAUCUUCUUGGAUAACCAUCGUGUGUUUACCGACGAGAGUGCAACGCCCGACAAUCCAAAGCCUUUGGUCGCAUUCUGCGACCUGUACGUGAACGCGCUGUACAAUUCGACUAAAUGCUCCAAAAUUAUGCGUGAUAAGAUGCACGAAACGCCUGCAUUCGCGAUCGAGUUCGCGAAGAUAUCUUUACUCACUAAUGUCGGCCGUAUCAAUACAACCAUGGCGUUCUUCCCGGAAAUGAAGACCGCCCUUCGUAGCUAUCACCCCGUCCCCUCGCUGCAAAAAACAGACGGCAACGUCCAGGAUGCGCCUCGUAUCAAGAAUUGCCUCAAGGCAGCGCUAUUACCGGCUGAGGGUGCCAAAGGCGCUACAGUUCCCUCGUCUCCUACAGACAUCCUUAAACGCCUUAGAGAAGGACUCCGUCCGCCCACUUCCAUCGUUAACCUAAUCUUCGUCCUGACUAAUUUCUCGCAUGCCAUCUCGGGGGAGUUCUUCGAGCAGGGCAUCGAGUUCGUCGACCUGUUUCUGCCUUCUGACAUAUCGUCCCAGUCUCGCGCACGGGCAUUCUUGUGGCUUAUCUAUCGCUUUCACGAAGGCACAGACAAGCCUAAUCCGUUUGACGACCAUCGCGCGGGCCGACAUCCGGGGCGUGCGCCUCUGUUGGAGAGAUUGAAUCAUGAGGAUCUUAGGAAAGAGAAUGUUGACGAGCCGGCGGAGAUCGAGUGGGGGAGGAAGAUGGCCCUUCAGCGUAGCGCAUUCCUUCAGGACCUUGUCUCCGGAGGGGGCGAAGGCUCGCGCGAUUCAACGAAGCAUGCCCAUACCACCGCCAAAGCGCAGCCUGUGCCGGUGCAGGUCUCCCAUCCAAAUGGGUCCGUACACCUGCAGCAAACCCCGAGUGGCGGUCCACCUCGGGGCAUUCCGACUUCACAUAGGAAGCAACCCACAUUCCACCACUACAUUCCAGCGAAUGCACGCCCCCCGAAGCCGGUGCACGAGGGCCCACCGCGUGUAAGUGCCGUGCUGACUGCGCAAAGGCGUGAGCCCGAAUACCGGACAGCGCAUCGCCGGUCGCGAACUAUGUUCCAACAGGCAUGGCACCGUGUGCAGACGCGCGACGCUCUGUAUGAUUCCGAUAACGAGGAAAACUUGGACGAGGACGCACGCUGGGAUUACCACCAACGCAGUCUUAUUCUAAGGGCCAUUUCGUCUCGCAUUACCUACAGAUGA